This is a messenger RNA of Suricata suricatta (meerkat), 7908 nucleotides long. It is a transcript of the gene MYLK, whose product is annotated as myosin light chain kinase. NCBI's taxonomy places the organism in Eukaryota, Metazoa, Chordata, Mammalia, Carnivora, Herpestidae. Gene Ontology annotation, biological process: protein phosphorylation. Gene Ontology annotation, molecular function: ATP binding; protein kinase activity; protein binding. The transcript has 32 exons. The record is from RefSeq and is a predicted model, not a curated record.
UGGACAGGAAUCUCUGCAGUCCGGUGGUAAAGUGUGGCUGCCCACUUGUCCCGACUCAUGGGAGAGCUCCCUGGGGAAGAGGCCACGACCAUGGGGGAUGUGAAGCUGGCUGCCUCAACACAGGUUUCCAAAACCUCUGUCAGCGUGGAUCACUCAAGAGUCAGUUCCAUGCCCCUGACCGAGGCCCCUGCUUUCAUUGUGCCCCCUCGGAACCUCUGCAUCAGAGAAGGAGCCACCGCCAAGUUUGAAGGGAGGGUCCGGGGUUACCCAGAGCCCCAGGUGACGUGGCACCGAAAUGGGCAACCCAUAACCAGUGGGGGCCGCUUCCUGCUGGAUUGCGGUAUCCGGGGGACUUUCAGCCUUGUGAUUCAUGCUGUCCGUGAGGAUGACAAGGGAAAGUAUACCUGUGAAGCCACCAAUGAUAGUGGUGCCCGCCAGGUGACAGUGGAGUUGACUGUAGAAGGGACCUUUGUGAAGAGGCACGGUCAGCCUGUUGUUUCCAAAACCUUGGGGGACAGAUUUGCAGCCCCCGCGGUCGAGUCCCGUCCCAGCAUCUGGGGAGAGUGCCCACCAAAGUUCGCUACCAAGCUGGGCCGAGCCGUAGUCAGAGAGGGACAGAUGGGACGGUUCUCUUGCAAGAUCACUGGCCGGCCCCAACCACAGGUCACGUGGCUCAAGGGAGAUGUUCCCCUGAAGCCAAGUGCCCGUGUAUCUAUGUCUGAGAAGAAUGGGGUGCAAGUUCUGGAAAUCCAGGAGGUCAGCCAAGAUGAUGUGGGACUAUACACGUGCAUGGUGGUGAAUGGGUCAGGGAAGGCCUCCAUGUCAGCCGAGCUUUCUAUUCAAGGUUUGGACAAUGCCAAUCGGUCAUUUGGGAGAGGAACAAAGGCAGCCAAAUCAGAAAUCAAGAAGGAAGUGACCAAUGGAGCAACACAGGGGCCCAAGCUGGACAGCCCGGAGCCUGCAGCUGAAAGAAAGAACUGCUCCGGCACCCAGAGAGGUGGCUCCCCAACCUGGGCCCCAGGUAGCCAGCCUCAGCCCCUUCGGGAGUCUAAGCUGGAGCCUUCCCAACACCCACCUAGGAAAGCCCUGAGCAGCCCCGUCCUACAGAAGACUUCUAGCACCAUCACCCUGCAGGCCGCAAAAGUCCAGCCGGGACCAAGAACACUGGCCUUGAGAACCCUCUCUCCUUCUAGAGAAGAUGGGGAGAGGCCAGCUGCUCCCCCUCUGGCCACCCUCCCCACCAGGCAGUCUGGCCUGGGAAGCCAGGAGGCUGCAAGCAAGGUUGCUACCAGGAAAAUCCCCAUGGAGAGCCGGAGAGAUUCUGCACCCCCCAAAUUUGAAAGCAAGCCCCAAAGCCAGGAAGUCGGUGAAGAUCAAACAGUCAAGUUCAGAUGUGAGGUUUCAGGGACCCCAAAGCCUGAAGUGACCUGGUUCCUGGAAGGUGCCCCCGUGAGGCGACGAGAAGGCGUUGUUGAGGUUUAUGAAGAAGGCGGAUGCCAUUACCUCUGCCUGCUGAGAGCGCGGGCCAGGGACAGCGGGGGCUACAGCUGCACGGCCUCCAAUGUCCACGGCCAGGUGUCCUGCGGCUGGACCCUCCUGGUGAAACGGCUGGCCAUGAUGGAGGUGGCUCCCUCCUUCUCCAGUGUCCUGAAGGACUGCACGGUCAUUGAGGGCCAGGACUUUGUGCUGCGGUGCUCAGUGCAGGGGAUCCCAGUCCCCCAAAUAACUUGGCUGCUCAAUGAGCAGCCCAUCCAGUAUGCUCACUCCUCCUGCGAGGCCGGCGUGGCUGAGCUCCACAUCCAGGACGCCCUGCCAGAGGACGAUGGCACCUACACCUGUCUGGCCAAGAACACCUUGGGGCAGGUGUCCUGCAGCGCCCGGGUCACUGUCCAUGAAAAGAAGAGCGACAGGAAGAGUGGGUACCUUCUGCCCGAGGCUCCCAGCAAGCCUGUUGCGCCCCUCUUCCUGCAGGGCCUCUCUGACCUCAAAGUUAUGGACGGAAGCCAGGUUACCAUGACGGUCCAGGUGUCAGGGAAUCCGCCCCCCGAGGUCAUCUGGUUUCACAACGGGAAUGAGAUCCAGGAGUCUGAGGACUUCCACUUUGAACAAAGAGGCACUCAGCACAGCCUUUGUAUCCAGGAAUUUUUGACCUUCACCACCAUGGAAAGCUGAGUAGAUGCUGCCUGCUGAAAGGCCUUCCUCUCUAAUCCAACCCUUCGCCAACUUCCAGAGCCCCAGGACGGCACUCAGCCCUGGUUCAUCAGCAAGCCGCGCUCAGUGACAGCCUCCCUGGGCCAGAGUGUCCUCAUCUCCUGUGCCAUAGCUGGAGAUCCCUUCCCUACUGUGCACUGGCUUCGAGAUGGCAAAGCCCUCUCCAAGGACACUGGCCACUUUGAGGUGCUGCAGAACGAGGAUGUGUUCACCCUGGUUCUCAAGAAUGUGCAGGCCUGGCAUGCCGGCCAGUACGAGAUCCUGCUCAAGAACCGGGUUGGCGAAUGCAGUUGCCAGGUGUCACUGAUGCUACAGAGCAGCCCCACCAGAGCGCCCUUGCGGGGGAGGGAGCCUGCCAGCUGUGAGGGGCUCUGUGGCCAGGGAGCCGGUGCUGAUGGUGGUGGCGGUGACCGCUAUGGGACCCUGAGGCCCAGCUGGCCAGCAAGAGGGCAGGGUUGGCCGGAGGAGGAAGACAGUGAGGACGUGCGGGGGGUGCUGAAGAGGCGUGUGGAGACCCGGCAGCACACCGAGGAGGCCAUCCGCCAGCAGGAGGUGGAACAGCUGGACUUCCGUGACCUCCUAGGGAAGAAGGUGAGCACCAAGACUGUGUCAGAAGAACACCUCAAGGAGAUCCCAGCCGAGCAGAUGGAUUUCCGCGCCAACCUGCAGCGACAGGUAAAGCCAAAGACUGUGUCAGAGGAAGAGAGGAAAGUGCACAGCCCUCAGCAGGUGGACUUCCGCUCAGUUCUGGCCAAGAAGGGCACUCCUAAGACCCCGAUCCCUGAGAAGGCACCGCUUCCAAAACCUGCCACCCCAGAUUUCCGCUCAGUGUUAGGCAGCAAGAAAAAAUUACCAGCGGAGAAUGGUAGCAGCAAUCCUGAGGCCUUGAAUGCCAAGGCAGCAGAAAGUCCCAAGGCUGUGGGCAAUGCCCAGGCUUUAGGGUCCCUGAAACCCUCAGGCAAUACCAAGCCUGCCGAGACCCUAAAACCUCUGGGCAACAUCAAGCCUGCCGAGUCCCCAAAACCCGUGGACAAUGCCAAGCCUGCUGAGACGCUGAAACCCGUGAGUAAUGCCAAGCCUGCUGAGACCCCAAAACCCAUGAGCAACACCAAGCCUGCUGAGACCCCGAAAUCUGUGGGCACCACCAAGCCUGCUGAGACCCUGAAACCCAUGAGCAAUGCCAAGCCUGCUGAGACCCCAAAACCUGUGAGCAGCACCAAACCUGCUGAGACCCCGAAAUCUGUGGGCACCACCAACCUUGCUGAGACCCCAAAAUCCGUGGCCAAUGCCAAGCCUGCUGAGACCCCGAAAUCCAUGGGUAUUGCCAAGCCUGCUGAGACUGCAAAACCAGCUGGGAAGGAAGAAAUCAAGAAGGAGGUUAAGAAUGAUGUGAACUACAAGAGGGGGCAUGCAGGAGCCACAGAUAAUGAAAGCAGAUCAGAGAGCCAAGGGACGGCCCCAACCUUCAAGGAGAAGCUACAGGAUGUCCACGUGAUGGAGGGCGAGAAGCUGCUACUCCAGUGUCAGGUGUCCUCUGACCCCCCAGCCACCAUCACCUGGACGCUGAAUGGAAAGACACUCAAGACCACCAAGUUCAUCAUCCUCUCCCAAGAAGGCUCACUGUGCUCUGUCUCCAUCGAGAAGGCCUUGCCCGAGGACAGAGGCGUGUACAAGUGCAUAGCCAAGAAUGGUGCCGGCCAGGCUGAGUGCUCCUGCCAAGUCACCGUGGACGAUGCUCCUGCCAGUGAGAAUGCCAAGGCCCCGGAGAUGAAAGCCCGGAGGCCCAAGAGCUCUCUUCCCCCCGUGCCAGGAACAGAGAGUGAUGCAACUGUGAAAAAGAAACCUGCCCCCAAGACACCUCCGAAGGCAGCCAUGCCCCCUCAGAUCAUCCAGUUUCCUGAGGACCAGAAGGUGCGCGCAGGCGAGUCUGUGGAACUGUUUGGUAAAGUGGCAGGCACCCAGCCCAUCACCUGUACUUGGAUGAAGUUCCGAAAGCAGAUCCAGGAGAGUGAGCACAUCAAGGUGGAGAGCACUGAGAAUGGCAGCAGGCUCACCAUCCUGGCCGCACGCCAGGAGCACUGCGGCUGCUACACUCUGCUGGUGGAGAACAAGCUGGGCAGCAGGCAGGCCCAGGUCAACCUCACUGUCGUGGACAAACCAGACCCCCCAGCCGGCACCCCUUGCGCCUCUGACAUUCGGAGUUCCUCGUUGACCCUGUCCUGGUACGGUUCUUCAUAUGAUGGGGGCAGUGCCGUUCAGUCCUACAGCGUCGAAACCUGGGACUCGGUGGACAAAACGUGGAAGGAACUAGCCACAUGCCGCAGCACCUCUUUUAACGUCCAGGACCUGCUGCCCGACCGAGAGUAUAAAUUCCGUGUGCGUGCAAUCAACGUGUAUGGAACCAGUGAGCCAAGCCAGGAGUCUGAACUCACAGCGGUGGGAGAGAAGCCAGAGGAGCCAAAGGACGAAGUGGAGGUAUCAGAUGAUGAUGAGAAGGAACCUGAGGUCGACUACCGGACGGUGAUUGUCAAUACUGAACACAAAGUGUCUGACUUCUACGACAUUGAAGAGAGACUAGGCUCUGGGAAAUUUGGACAGGUCUUUCGACUUGUAGAAAAGAAAACUGGAAAAGUCUGGGCAGGGAAAUUCUUCAAGGCAUAUUCAGCAAAAGAAAAAGAGAACAUCCGGCAGGAGAUCGGCAUUAUGAAUUGCCUCCACCACCCCAAGCUGGUCCAGUGUGUGGAUGCCUUCGAAGAAAAGGCCAACAUCGUCAUGGUCCUGGAAAUCGUGUCGGGGGGUGAGCUGUUCGAGCGCAUCAUCGACGAGGACUUUGAGCUGACGGAGCGGGAGUGCAUCCAGUACAUGAGGCAGAUAUCGGAGGGCGUGGAGUACAUCCACAAGCAGGGCAUCGUCCACCUGGACCUCAAGCCCGAGAACAUCAUGUGUGUCAAUAAGACAGGCACCAGAAUCAAGCUCAUCGACUUCGGUCUGGCCAGAAAGCUGGAGAAUGCAGGAUCUCUGAAGGUCCUCUUCGGCACCCCAGAGUUUGUGGCACCUGAAGUGAUCAACUACGAGCCCAUAGGCUAUGCCACGGAUAUGUGGAGCAUCGGGGUCAUCUGCUAUAUCCUGGUUAGUGGACUUUCCCCCUUCAUGGGUGACAACGAUAACGAAACCCUCGCCAACGUGACCUCAGCCACCUGGGAUUUCGAUGAUGAAGCCUUUGAUGAGAUCUCUGAUGAUGCCAAGGAUUUCAUCAGCAAUUUGCUGAAGAAAGAUAUGAAAAACCGCCUGAACUGCACCCAGUGCCUUCAGCAUCCAUGGCUAAUGAAAGACACCAAGAACAUGGAGGCCAAGAAACUCUCCAAGGACCGGAUGAAGAAAUACAUGGCAAGAAGGAAAUGGCAGAAAACGGGCAAUGCUGUGAGAGCCAUUGGAAGACUGUCCUCUAUGGCUAUGAUCUCAGGGCUCAGUGGCAGAAAAUCCUCAACAGGAUCACCAACCAGCCCACUCAAUGCAGAAAAAUUAGAAUCUGAAGAAGAUGUGUCCCAAGCCUUCCUUGAGGCCGUUGCUGAGGAAAAGCCCCAUGUAAAACCCUAUUUCUCUAAGACCAUCCGUGAUUUAGAAGUCGUGGAGGGAAGUGCUGCUAGAUUUGAUUGCAAGAUUGAAGGAUACCCAGACCCUGAAGUUGUCUGGUUCAAAGAUGACCAGUCAAUCCGGGAGUCCCGCCACUUCCAGAUAGACUAUGAUGAGGACGGGAACUGCUCUUUAAUCAUCAGUGAUGUUUGUGGGGAUGACGACGCCAAGUACACCUGCAAGGCUGUCAACAGUCUCGGAGAAGCCACCUGCACGGCAGAGCUCAUUGUGGAAACCAUGGAGGAAGGGGAAGGGGAAGGAGAAGAAGAGGAAGAGUGAGACAAACCCAGAAAGAAGCAGUUUCUAAGUCAUAUUACAAAGACUAUUUCUCUAAAGCUCAAAAAAUCCAAAAUAGUAAAAGCACCUAGUGUGAUAGAUAGAUCUAGUUAGGUCUUUUGGGGGUUGAUUGUUCAGCAAUAGCAGUUGACAGCUAGCAGCAGUUAUUGAUGGGCAUUAAUUUGAAUUAGCUGGCACUUGCCUGAUCAGUUGAUUUUAAUGAGAAAGUAACCAAAAGAAAUCUUUAUCUGGGCAAGGUCAUAAAUUCCCUAACUGAAAGCACUCAUGAAAAAUAAGACCCUGUGGUCACAGCUCAGCCCAGAAGGUCCCUGGAGACAGAGAUCUCUCUCUCUCUCUCUCUCUCUCUCCCAGCUCCUAACUGCAGAGAACCGAGUCUCCUCCAGUCCUGCAGCACUUCAUUCAGAAAGCAGUUGAGCCAUUUGAACAUAGGAGGCACAUUUUAUUCCAAAGUAUACCACGCACCUUCAAACUUUUCAUUUCUCUCCCCUGAUCUACCUGCCCGUUUUUCUGGAUCUGAAUUUGCCAUGAAUUUAAGCACUAAGGACAUUACGCUUCUUAGAUUUUCUGAAGACAGGUCCCCUCCUCACGGAUGGCUGGCUUCCUUAGGAGAAUAGAAUCUCUUUUCUUCCAGAAUCAGUGGGAAAUCUAAACUUAUCCCCUCUUUGCAGAUGUCUAGCAGCUUCAGACAUUUUUGUUAAGAACCCAUGAAAAAAAGAAUCCUUGCUAAUGUGCUUUUCUUCUGAAACUGGGAUUCGUAUUUGUGCUGUUAUAGAAAUUCAGCUCUGCAUGUGUGGUAAAGAUUUCUGUGUUUGAAUGUAUGAAAAACCAGUUUGCUGAAAAGUUAGUCUUAAUUAUUUAUCGGCCGCUGUGAAACCGAUUUCACCGGACGAAGGGCUGUAGAACUGCACACGCUUUGGGAUCUCCAUCAGGGUGGUCUGAGUUUAACACACCUUCAGUUCUAAACACUCUCCAGAGGACUCAACCUGCCUUGUUCCACAAUAUUUUCUUCUUGAAUGUGCAUCAGUCAUGCCCUGCCCCCCAGCCUUCAAAUGAAUUCUUAGACCUGAUAAAUGCACUCAGACUUGCAUCUUUAGGAAUUUUUCUUUCACUACAUUGGCACUUAAAUUUUUCUUUAGAAACUUUUUGAAGGUCAUAAACAAAGACUAUAAACUGAUAUGCCUAAUACAUUUCCUCUGCCUGUGUGUGUGUGUAACAUUCCAAGUACUUUUUUCUUUUCCACUGUUUGUAAAGUGCAGCAAUUUAAUAUUUGAAGGGACUUUUUGAUCGUUUCUCAAGAAUCAAUUUGAAAUGACUUCAGUGCAACCCUACACAGUAUCAACUUCAGAACUUUGAUAGUAGUCUUAUGUUACCUUCCAUUCUAUUUUUAUCUGCUUUUUGCUGCUAGUUUCAAAUUUGCCAGUAUUUUUUCUUUUUGCUUUUUUAGCAGUUACAAUUUUUUUCUCAUAAUAGCCACAGUAUUGCCACGGUUUAUAAUAAAGGGUUUUAAAAUUUGAUUUAGAGCAUUUGAAGCUUUUCUUCACUUAACUGUGUUUAGAAGAUUAUAAUCUUUGUGUGCACAUAUGUUGUGUGUGUGUGUGUGUGCAUGUGUGCUGUGUAUGUUUGUUACAGGUCUUUAAUGUCUGAAAUCGUGUUACUGUUCUCGCAGUGUAUUAUGCCGUUGGAAUGGUGGAUGAGAACACUAUGACUGUAGUUAGCUCACGAUUCUUAAAUAAAGGAUACCACAGUGCAUGCUGUGUGUUCAGUCUC